Messenger RNA from Drosophila nasuta, 1191 nucleotides. RefSeq names its product lipase member H. Gene Ontology annotation, molecular function: lipase activity; serine hydrolase activity. The transcript has 4 exons. The record is from RefSeq and is a predicted model, not a curated record. The coding region runs from base 7 to 996 and encodes 329 amino acids. Gene Ontology annotation, biological process: lipid catabolic process. NCBI's taxonomy places the organism in Eukaryota, Metazoa, Arthropoda, Insecta, Diptera, Drosophilidae.
UCAAACAUGGCUAAAAUGUUUUACUGCUGGCUGCCUUUUCUGUGCCAACUCUGGACUCUACAAGCUUUGAGCCUAGACUCCUUAGUGGGUCAGAGCAGUAUUUACUAUCAGCAGGAUGCAUCGGAGCAGCUGCUGCAGCAAGUGGAUCAGCUGAAGAACGUUGAAUCACUGCAGCUGAUUGUGCACGGAUUUCUCGCCUCGCGUAGUCACAGUUCGAUUAUGCCGCUAAGAAAUGCCUACACAGCUCAAGGAUACGCUCAUGUUUUGGUUGCCGACUGGUCGCCAGCUGCCAACUUGGAUUAUCCUAGCUCAAGGCGAGCUGUUUCCAAGGUUGCCUCAGUGCUGGCUAAGCAGCUACAGCAAUUUCUGGCCAAGCACAGCGUGCCAUUGGAUCAAGUUCACGUUCUCGGCCACAGCUUGGGCGCACACAUUGCCGGCUGCAUUGGACAGCACUUUAAUGGCUCGCUGGGACGCAUAACGGGUUUGGAUCCGGCACUGCCUUUGUUUACCUCACAUUCGGAUGACAGUCUGCAGUCGAGUGCCGCGCGCUUUGUGGAUGUCAUACACACCGAUUAUCCGGUCUUUGGGGAUCUGACACCGCGUGGCCACGUUGACUUUUAUCCCAACUUUGGGCAUACUCCGCAACCGGGUUGCGAGGAAGUUGAUCUGUUGACGGCCAGCAAACUGUUGCUGGAGGCUUACAGCUGCAGUCACAAUCGUGCCGUUCUGCUUUACGCGGAGUCCAUUGGGCUGCCGAAGAGUUUUCCCAGCAUUCCCUGCAGCUGGAAGUCAAUCAGAGGCAGCAGAAGCUGUGCCGAAAAGUUGUCGGAGUUUAAUUUAAACAGAACGGAGCUGGAGGCUGCCAUUGGCAGCAUGGACGACACGCAAGUGGUGUACAUGGGCGAGCAGGUGGCACGCAGCGCCACCUCUUAUUAUUAUUUGGAAACCAAUGCAGCGCCACCUUUUGGUCAAGGUGUGCGUGCCAAGUUUGCUUAAAAUGAAACUUGGCGUGCAUAUGACAGCUGAUGUACUAUAGAUGGCGCUGUCAUGGCAAGCAGCUUUGGCUUGACAACAACUGCGCGUGGGGUUGCGAAUAAAAGCUGGUUGUUAUGUGAUUGCGGGCUGUUUGAAAUAAGUAAUUUUUAAAGCGGAUGAAUAAAUAUUAAUACAAAUUAAUAAUAAAUAACAUUA